AUGAGCACAAAUAUCCCACCGAUUUCGGUGCAACUUUAUACUUUGCGAGAUGCUUGUCAGGAGGACUUCGAUGGCGUUCUGACUCAGCUCGCUGAAGCCGGGUAUGCCGGGGUAGAGCCAUUCAGCCUGUUUGGUAAAUCGCCAGAUGAAUUUUGCCGUCAGGUACAGGACCUGGGUAUGCAGGUCAGCUCGAGCCAUUUCCCCUGGACCAAUCGCACCGAGAACCUUAAUGAGGUGGUUGAGACUAUCCAGGCACUGGGUUUAACCCGUGCACCAGGUGGCUUUGCGCCAGAUGAUUUCAAAGACAGGGCCAGCCUUGAGCAGACCAUUGCAACCACCGCUGAACUGGCUGACGCUCUGAAACCCCAUGGUCUCACGCUGUUUCUACACAAUCAUUAUUGGGAAUACGACUUGAUUGAUGGCAGGCCCGCGUAUCACUACCUGCAGGAUGCGGUACCUGAAGUGGAAUUUGAAAUUGACAGCUAUUGGGCAGCUAACUUCGGCCGGUGCAACCCGGCAGCGGAGAUCACCCGCGUUAACAGACGUGUACCCCUGAUCCACGUCAAAGACGGUCCGUUAAUCAAAGGUUUAAGUCAUGUGGCUGUCGGCGAUGGUAAAAUGGAUAUUCCCGCGCUGUUUGCAGCCGCAGACCCGGACACGCUGGAGUGGGCAGUGGUUGAACUCGACCAGUGUGAUACCGACAUGAUGACUGCAGUAACAAGAAGCUAUAACUACCUCACCUCAAACAAUUUGGCGCACGGCAAUGCAAUCCAGGCUGCAGCAGUGGUCGCCAUUGGUCGCGAAGCGGAAGCGUUGACGCGGUAUCCAGGCGGCCUGGGGCACCAGCGUCUGCGUGAACUGAUGGCACAGCGUGAAGGCCAACGCGAAGGUGUUACCGUCGAUCCCGAGCAUCUGAUCAUCACCAACGGAUCUAUGCAGGCAGUGACACUAACCGCCCAGGCCCUGAUGGAAAAUAAAGGUGACACGGUUCUGGUUGAAGAAUAUUCCUAUCCGGGCACCUUGAGUGCCUACCGUGGUAUUGGUCUUGAGAUGGUAGGCAUCAAACUCGACGAGGGUGGCAUGCGUAUUGAUCACAUGGCCGCUGAGCUUGCGCGACUGGAAAGUGAAGGCCGCCGACCCAAGUUCAUUUACGCCAUCAGCACCUAUCAGAAUCCGACAGGUUUUAUCAUGCCUAGAGCACGACGCCUGGAAAUGAUCGAGCUUGCUGCGCGAUACGAUAUUCCCAUUGUUGAGGAUAACUGUUACGCAGACGUACAUUAUGAAGGCGAAAUCGAGCCUGCUUUAUUUGCAUUGGAUGACAAUCCAAAACAUAUCUACUUAGGCUCCCUGUCAAAGAUACUCGCACCGGGGUUUCGCCUGGGAUACAUCUAUGCGCGCCCACCGAUGCUGGAGAAAAUGCUCGCCCAUCGCCAUGAUGCCGGCUCGAACUAUCUGGCUUCUGCAAUUGCAGCAGAAUUCUACAAAGACGGCAUCGGUGCUCACGCCGCUGUCACCAAUCCGGUGCUCAAAAUCAAACGCGAUCUCACCGUGAACGGAUUAGCUAACCAUCUCGACGACAUUUGUGUGUGGUCAAAUCCUGCAGGAGGUCUGUUUGUCUGGGUACGCAUGCCGGAUGAUGUGGAUCGACCAAAGCUAUGGCAACUGGCCCAAGACAAUGGGGUUGCCUAUUUACCCGGCGUGGCUUUUCACUAUGCCAACCGCAACAAACCUUAUCUGCGCCUGGCGUUUGGCCAUUUGACUGAAGACCAGAUCGUUCAGGGUAUUCCGGUACUGGCGCGCUGUAUUCGUGAGGCGCGCACCAGCAAUGAAGCGCGCACGUUUCACAGCCUGUUCGAGGAAGAAGACUAG
Symbiodinium necroappetens is the source of this 1869-nucleotide messenger RNA. NCBI's taxonomy places the organism in Eukaryota, Dinophyceae, Suessiales, Symbiodiniaceae. The record is from the annotation of a GenBank genome assembly.